Nicotiana attenuata is the source of this 5009-nucleotide messenger RNA. RefSeq lists its product as uncharacterized. Lineage: Eukaryota; Viridiplantae; Streptophyta; Magnoliopsida; Solanales; Solanaceae. The coding region runs from base 322 to 4122 and encodes 1266 amino acids. The transcript has 4 exons. The record is from RefSeq and is a predicted model, not a curated record.
AAACCCUAACCAACUACAACACCAAUUCCAAUCUAUCAAAUAGUACGAGAAAACUCACCACCCAAAAGUCUUUCUCCCCUUUUCCUCUCUUUUUUUCUCACUCCUUUUUUCCUCCUCCAUUAUACUCUCUUUUGCUGUCUGAAAUUAGCGAAGGUUCUCGUUUUUAUCUUUGUGCUUUAAUUUGGGGGUAUGAUUGAAUUUUGUCAGGGUGCUAUUAGAGGACUGUGAUCUAGUGUUUCAGAUGUGUUCUACAACUUGAUUGUAACGUUUGUACUUGAGUGAGAUUUUCUGGAGAUAAAAGAUUUAGCUGAUUUUGGAACCAUGCCAGUUUCAGGCAACGAAGAGCCUGGGGUUCUUUCCCGGCAGCCCAGUAACUCGUCAUCAGGUAUCCCUAUUAAGAAGAGGUGGUACUCUAUGGUCCAGUCUCCUUCACCUACUCGUGCUGAGCCGUCUUCUUUGUCUAACGAAAGUGAAUCCAAGACCAAAGGUUCUUGCUUGGUCCAGGGCUCUACCUUGAGUUCUUGUGAUAGUACAAGUAAAUCUGAUACUGUCAAGAAUACUCUUUUAGAGGUAAAAAAGGAAAAACCUUCUGAUCCGAAUGUUGACUCUCCGCCUACUUUGCAACCAUUUUUAACCAUAUCUCGGGAAACAAACCCUGAUACUAGUUCUGGUCCUUCGGGAAAUGUAGACAAUCAAGUGAAACCAGCUUCUGCCAAAAAAUUAGCUAGCCAGGAAGUUCCAGGUAGGACCAUAGUGAAUGUGAAGAAGGAAAUUGUUGCCAAACAAGGGAAAAGCCAAUGUAAACUUGAACUUCCUGCUGAUUCUGGACAUAUUGAACUGUCAUUAGGCCCAAAGAAACCACGUGUUUCUUCACUGGUUGAUCCAAAUACUGAGGGGAGUUGCCUGCUGCGUGGAACUGUAAAUCCUUCAUUGCUUUCUCUGUCUUUGAAUAAAGGGAAGGACAUUUCCCAGGACGGAAGUUGCAAGAAUGGAUUGAAUAACAAUGAUUCUGAUGAUACUGCACACACUAAUAGAUCUAACUGGGAUCUGAAUACUCCCAUGGACUCAUGGGAGGGUUCUGGUGACGAUGUUCCUGUUCAAGAUGCUAGUCACAUUGAUAUGUUAAGUAAGACUUCUAGUUCACUAGACCGAGAGCCUUCUAUUAGUUCUGCUUCUGUUGUUGGUGCUAAUGUUGAUAAAGGGAAACAAGUUGUUGGAGCUAGUGAGCGGGAAUUUAAUUUUCCCAUCUCAUUAAUACAGCCUAGCCUACCAUACAAGUCUGCAGAUGUGCUUCCUCUCAGUCUUGGUAGUACUUUACGUGGGUUUGACUCCUCAAUACUGCAGUCAUUGGCUAAAGUAGACUCUAGCAGGGUUAGUCCGAACUCGAGUUUGCUGAAAAAUCUGGCAAUGAAUAGUAACAUGAAUUCCCCCACUCGUAAAACAGUUAAGUCAGAACCUGUCGAGGAAGCCUUGGUACAAGACAAUGCUGGAACUGCAUGUCGUCCAGCUGGAACAUUGGAUGCUAAUGUAGUAAAACCUGAAGUUGUGAGGCAGAAUCUGGAACCUACUGAGAUGUCGACUAAGGGUCCUCAGAAAUUACUCGAGCAAAAACCAGUGAAAUGUGAACCACUCCAGGAGGUUAGUCAGGAAAUAUCCAUGACGUCAGAUGUGAUUGCACACCAAUCAGUUGGAAGGGUUUUGCAGCUUCAGGAGAGUUCUUCUUCAUCUUCGUCUACACUGCCAAUGCCUUUGACCCCUCAAAAGGGAUGCCCUUCUAGAUUGUCUACCUGUUCAGAUUUGUCUGUGAUGAGUGGGGACUUGUCUACUCAAUCUGAGUACUCUGUUCAUACUGAAGAAGCUAAUAGAAGUAAAAAUGCUCUAGACCAGGCAAAUGCUGAUAUUGCUGCUAAAAAUGCGAACUUUGACCUCAAAGAAUCAAAUGUGUCCAGUGAUAAAGUGGAGGCAUCUGUGUUGGAGGGCAUCAAUGUUGAAGAUAAACGAGAGACACAUCAUUUGGUUGCAAGUGGUGUGGGAUCGGCAAUUGAUGAGGAAAAGAUAAGUAUAUCAGCUGGUACAGAAGAGGAAUGUUAUGGUUCUGAUUAUGAAUCUGAUGGUAAUCAUGCUUUUGCGGGACAUGUUGAUGCUGAGAGUGUGGGGUGUGGCAGAGAGGAUGAGGAAUAUGAAGAAGGUGAGGUCCGUGAGCCAAUGAUGCAGUCAAUUGCAGAAGACCCAAUUGCUGAGGGGAUGGAUUCGGAAAAAAAUAGCAAAAGUGCUCAUUCUGCUGGCUCUUCUGGGGUUGAGGUCAAUUAUGAUGAAAAAGAUAACAGUUUGCCAGUUCAUACUGAGAGUAAUGAUGACUUUGUGAAAGGCUGUGAUGAGAAAGCUGACAAAAUUGAUCAUAAAGACGGUAAUUUGCGGAGUCCGUUAUUGGAUAAGGAGGAAACAACAGGAGCUGAUGAGCAGAGGCCUAUUGGUGCUAUUCAACAAGGACCAGUUGAUCAAUCAAGAAUAGCAGUUCUGCAGGAGGGAUGUCAAAAGGAUGUCUUAUGUGACGAAGCGCCUACUGGAAGCAGUGGGUCUGGCAGAAAUGUUGGCGAGGCUAAUAACGAGAAUAUUGGAGGAUUUGAUAUGGCACCAACAGUUGAUUCAUCUUUGCAGAAUGCUGAAACAUCUAUUAAUGCCAACUCUAAUAAAGAUUUGUCAAAUGUUGGAAGCAAGAGCAGGAUUAUCAAUUUACCUCGUGCAUCUAAUGUGACAUCUCCUAGUAAUGUCAGAACUAUUACAGGUAGGUCACUGCCUUCAAGAAGUGGAAGAGAAAGGUAUUCUGAUAUAGAGGAGGAGAAAUUCCAUCUACGAAAGAAUAGAGAUGAAACUUAUGCUGAUGGUCCUAAAUUUGUCCGGCAUAGGAAUGAGGACCGGUCAUUUGGCAGCUCACGGGGGAACUUCAUGCGUGGAAGAGGGAGGGGUUCGGGCCGGUUUGAUAGUUCGCGUAGUGAUUGGGAUUCUGGGCGUGAUUUUGAAAGCUAUGGAGGUGGCACUGAUUAUCGUUUUAGACGUAAACGUACUGCUGCUGUUGGGGAAUCUGAAAUUGAACGUAAUGACUAUGAUAGACUCGAUGGUGCUGAUUUUGUUAGUAAUAGGAGGAGGAAGCCAUUAAAUGAUUCCUUCUCUUCAUUUCGGCAUCCACCUGCACGGCGGCUGUCCCCCAAUGGAAGAGAAGAUGCUGCCAUGAUGGGUAUUCAAAUGCUUCGUAGAGCUCCUAGGAAUAUCAGCCCAAGUAGAUGCACUGGUGAAGAUGGCUCUGAUGGACCAGAUGGUCAUUUCAUUCGGGGUAAUACAAAGUUUACCACGAUGCAGAGAAGAGGUUUCCCUCGAAUGCGGUCUAAAUCUCCUGCUAGAUCCCGUACGCGUCCCCCUGGCCCUUGGUCAUCUCCUCGGAGGAGACCGACCGAAGGAUUCAAUGGUCUUCCAGAUUCAUCUCAGCACAGGUCUCCAGCUAUGUACAGGGAAGAUAGGAUGAGGUCUUCCCCACGAACUUCUUUUACUGACGAUAUGGUUCCUCGAAGGCGUGACUCUCCAUCGUAUACUGCUCGGCGUCUGAAUGAUAUGAGGGAUGUGGAUGCUGGACAGGAGCAUGGGCAUCCAAGGUCUCUUUCUAUCAGAAGAAGUCCACCUGAUCGGGUAUUUACUAGAAAUAGGAGACUUGAGAUGUUAGAUCGUCGGGAGAGGGCUGAUGGUGAUGACUACUUUGAUGGGCCGAUACACACUGGCAGGUUUCCUGAGCUUCGUAGUGGUGGAAGUACUGAUGAGAGAAGGAAGUAUGGCGAGAGGCGAGGAGGACCUGCUCGUUCUUUUCGUCCUUCUUAUAACAGCGAAAAUGACACUUUCCGUUUCAACCAAGAUGGUGGCCCUAGGCCUUUUAGGUUCUAUCCAGAAGCAGAUGAAGAGUUUGUUGAACGAAAUAACACUAGGGAAAGAGAAUUUGAUGCAAAUAUCAAGGAUCGACCUUUACCUAGGCGAAUGAGAAAUGUGGAGGAGCAAGAAGGUAAUUUUAGACAGAGUGGGCAAGUUUGGCAUGAAGAGGGAUUUGAUGUCUCUAGAUUGAAAAGAAGAAGAUUUUGAUUUUAUGGCUCACUGAACUUGGAAUAUCAGCAGCUGUGCCGUGGGGAACACUGUUUCCGCAUCGCUCGGAUCCUGUAAAAGAAUUCUUGGUCCUUACAGGUACAGGUAAUUUGCUGCGUGUAAUGAGGAACAGAGACUGAUUUUUUAUUGCAUCUGGACGAAUGAGAAAUGUUGAAGUAUAAGAAGGUGGCUCUAGACACAGUGGAGUCUUGCCUGAAGAGGUGUUAAUAUCUCCUUAUUGAAAAGAAGCAGACUUUCACUUAAUAUCUCAAUGAACAUCUCAUCAUUUUUGGAAGUAUGCAUUUAUGCAUUUUUUUGCUCCAGAAAAAGAAAUCUUUUUGCUAGUAAGCCGUCCAAGGAACGUGCUUUUUACCUUUGCUGCCUGCAAUUUGUUCUUUUGGAGGAGAAAACUACUUGUUUAAGAUGCUCUAGACUGAGUUGACUUGAAACUAGUUUAAGGUGCUACGACUAUGCCGGCCUGAACACUACUAGUUUAUGGUGCUAUUAUGCUGGCCUGAACACAACUAGUUUAAGUUGCUAGUAUGCUGGCUUGAAUACUACUACUAGUUUAAGUUGCUAAUAUGCUGGCUUUGUAAAGCCUCGGGGGUAAAUGACACUGAGUUUUGUGGUUUACAACUGUUUAACCAGCACUGGGUUGGUUCUCUGAUGUCCAAGGUGAAUUAUGCAGGUUAAGUAUGACAUAUCAAUAACACCAUCUAUGAGACCAAAUAUCAUUGAGAUGGAUGUGCAUCCUACAUUUUCAUUUCUUGAGAUGUCCCUGUCCUCUUUUAACUUCUUUUUGGUGUAACUAUUCGCGUUUCUGAAGCCACCGGCUCAAUUAAUCCUGAUUUGCGCGUGGUUUACAAGUUAGAGAAACUGAUUGAUGA